AUGUCCUAUCAUCACCUCCUCACUCCUGAUCUUCUACACGAAGCAAGGCGCAACGCCCGUCGUCGUCACGUUCAUUCCUUCCAAGACGGCAUAACUCUCAAAUUCGGACAAGGUGUGACCAAAGAAGAAUACGACAUCCUUCAACUCGUACACAGUACCGGUUGUACAUUUUCGCCCGUACCUCUCGAAUGGUCAACUUACCAAGAAUGUAACGUGAUAGCCAUGACCACCCUUCCAGGAUUACCUUACGGCCAUAAACGCAUAUACCCAGGAGACAAAGAAUCCAUCUGUGGCGAUUUGAAGCGGAUCAUGGAUGACCUCAACGAUUCUCUCGACGCGAUGGGAAUCCGACCUCCGUAUCCAGACCAAGUAUGCAGUCUCGAAGGAAGUUCAUGUCUCCGAUUGCCAUACUUUGACGAAUUAGGUCCAGGUCCAGUCGCCCUCGAACAUCUGGUGGAGAACAUGACGUGUCGAACACCCCAAUUGGACUCUUUGAAAGACAGACACGAGUCGAUCCUUCGUAUGUUACAAACAGAUAGAGGAGUCCGAUUCUGUCAUAUGGACUUACAUCCCGGAAAUAUAUUGGUUGAGGGCGGGAAAGUGACGGGAAUUGCGGAUUGGGAAUACGCAGGAUGGUACACUGCAACGAUGGAGGUUUUCGCGGCGGUUUGUCAUUCGCACAGGUUGAGAGCAUUCGCUUCAGUUCUGAUAUCGACGUGGGGAUUAUCAUCAGAGCUUGAUAAUGAUGCGCAGGAGUCUAUGAGCAAGCUGUAUCAAGGGACCAUGAGAGCGCAGCGUGAGAAUAUCAGGGCGGAGAUGGUGGAGAAGAUGCGAUUGAGGAAACUGAUCCGUCAGGAGGCGAAACGUCUCCGACAGGUCAAUGAGACCCAAUAG
Tremella mesenterica DSM 1558 is the source of this 894-nucleotide messenger RNA. RefSeq lists its product as uncharacterized. Lineage: Eukaryota; Fungi; Basidiomycota; Tremellomycetes; Tremellales; Tremellaceae. The transcript has a single exon. Bases 1 to 894 code for a protein of 297 amino acids. The record is from RefSeq and is a predicted model, not a curated record.